AUGAACCUGUUUCUAAGAUACACCAAAGACUCUCUAAAAAAAAGCAGUGUUGAUUCUCAGCCUCUUAAUCAUUUUAAGCACUUUAUCCCCACCGAACCAAGCAAAACAGAACUCGAAGAGCUCAUCACCGACGUUCUAAAGCCGCAACUGGGACGGAAGAGUGAGUUCAAAUGGCUUUCUCCCGACGAUCCUUGCUUUCUGCGGGCGAAAGCCAUCUGGGAGAAAUAUCAAUGGCCAGAACAGACCUUCUUCAAUUUCAGGGACUUGCUCUGUGGCUGCCGCAACAUUCCGCUCAUCGUUUUAACGAACCCGAAGAAUGAUGAUUUACCUUUCGAUGACAUGGUUACAGAGACCUCAACGCUUUCUUGGUUGAAGAAUGUCCUGCAUUCGUGCGGCUUAACUCUGGAAGAUGUCAUGAUAAUGGACCUGUUUCCUAUGUUGUCGGACAAUCGGCUGGACGCGCUUGACGAGAGCCAGAGGGAUGAUGUCGUUCAAGAAAUCUUCGGCCUUACCGUCGGCAUUCUGAGCGACAUCAAACCAUCGAUUAUUAUCUCCUGCCAGUGUUUUGCUCGGUCUCCACCAGCACGCUUCCGCUCUUUCAAUCAUCCAGUCGUUGACAGCUUGUGUUCAUCAAUGGCUAGAGCCACGGCUCAACGUGUCCUUACUGCCACUAUUGAUAACUUUGAGACGCGAGUUAUUCAAGCAUUUCAUCCCGCUAAAAUCGACUAUGAGGUCGGCGAAAAGAGUGCAGUCCUUGACAGGACGCUUCGUGAGAUAUUCAAGUUGGUCUUCAGUCCCUGUGGUGAAUGGAAGGCCAAGUUGGAAGACUUCUACACUAUUAUUAGUGAAGUCCACGCGGCCGCGUUGAAGCUUUCGGCUUUCAUCUCGACACAUGAACAAAUCCUAGUCACAGUGAAUGCAUCUCGCGGACAUAUCGAGACUAGGUCGGGCGAAUGGCCCAAGUUGAAGAAUACGCUUGCGGAACUGCUCGAUGGCAUCAGCAGGGUUGCUUCCGUCAAGACUGGAAGACUUGCCAUUACUACUACUCUGCAGGAGGAACGGUCCCAAUGCUAUUAG
Aspergillus viridinutans is the source of this 1077-nucleotide messenger RNA. RefSeq lists its product as uncharacterized. The transcript has a single exon. Lineage: Eukaryota; Fungi; Ascomycota; Eurotiomycetes; Eurotiales; Aspergillaceae. The record is from RefSeq and is a predicted model, not a curated record. The coding region runs from base 1 to 1077 and encodes 358 amino acids.